GUUUAAAGCUACUGUGACGCUGUUCAGCAGUUUGUUGAGGGGUGUAUGAAAAGCUGCCAACCAUGUCAGGUUGAAGAUAGUCGCUGAGGAAACAACUGGGCACAGGCUUACCUUUGAAUCUGACAGAAUGCGCUACAUUGCCGUCUUUGCUUUGCUGGCAGCCUGUGUGUGGGCAGAGGAUUCCCACUAUUCGUUCUCACCGUCUGUGGGAUCAGGAAGCGGAUCCCCGUUCAGUAUAACUGGAGAGGGAAGAAUCACGGCCAUCCGGGUCUGGGAGGCCUGGGGGAACCACAUCUACGGCAUCCAGUUGUGCUACGGAUCCGUUUGGUCCGAGAUCGCUGGAUACACGUACAACCAACCCGCAGAGAUCAAGCUGUUCAAAGAUGAGAAAAUCAUCCAGGUCUCCGGAAAGUACUCCCACUACAUCCAGUCCAUAGUCCUCGUCACCGACAGAGGCCGCUCCCUGCAGGUCGGCCAGCCUUCGGGUAAUUCCUUCAACAUGUAUCCAACCCACCAAGACGCAGAGCUGCGCUUCAUCAGCGGCCAUUACCAUGGAGGCCUCAGCUCCUUCCAGGCCCACUGGGCCGCCCUGGAGUAGAGUCAGGAUUGGUGAAUAAAGUAGACCGGAUUUCCUCCAAGGCUCUUAGUUUUCCUUUUUUUUAACACAAAAAUCUGACUGUGAAUAAUUAUGUACUAAUUAUGCAGGUGUGGAAUAAUUUACAAAUUUAAACCAAUCUAUGUUGUUUUUUGUACUCUCAAAUUUAAGAAAUUAGUAAUUAUUUAAUGAUUAUUGUUGGUUCUGUGUACUUUUGAUUUAAAAAAAAAAUAGCCAAGAUACAAAUCAGGUUAUUGUUAAUUUUUGAAAGUGUGUGAAUAAAACUUCUAAAAAAGU
This is a messenger RNA of Gambusia affinis (western mosquitofish), 892 nucleotides long. RefSeq names its product zymogen granule membrane protein 16-like. The record is from RefSeq and is a predicted model, not a curated record. NCBI's taxonomy places the organism in Eukaryota, Metazoa, Chordata, Actinopteri, Cyprinodontiformes, Poeciliidae. The transcript is spliced from 5 exons. The coding region runs from base 128 to 598 and encodes 156 amino acids.